This is a messenger RNA of Seminavis robusta, 1355 nucleotides long. NCBI's taxonomy places the organism in Eukaryota, Bacillariophyta, Bacillariophyceae, Naviculales, Naviculaceae. The record is from the annotation of a GenBank genome assembly.
CAGGCUUAAGCAAAGAACAGGCGAUAUUCAGGACUAGGUUCUGUGGGAUCAGGGGUUUUAUUUUUAUUAUUCAUUAUGCUGCAAGAGGCACAAUACUAGCUAGCUAGUACCAGUGGUAACCACAAAUCGAAAGAAGGCAAGAGCUAAACCGUAUAUUUGAGGGCAUGCAUCGAUCACCGAUGCAUGGCAAUGUAUUGCAGUCUCCCAGCACCAAUCAAAUAAUCGAAAAUUUCUGAGAAACUCCUGUUCAAACUCAAAUCCACUGAGAGGCAGAGACUUGUUGGUUGUUGGUUGUUGGUGGCGGGCCUUUGCCAUUGAUCAUCAUGCUCCUAUCUACAAUUCUGAGAAGACAACAGCAACAAAAACAACAUCUUCCAACCCUGUGUCAAAGAGGAACUACAGCUCUAUUCUUGAUGAUCCUUUCUUCCCGUGAUUCUGCCGCCAUGACAACCAACGCUGCCCCCAACGCUACCACUUUGACGCCGACUGAUUUCUACGUGAUUGCUCGUGAGCAUGGUAAAGUUCGCAGUGAUCUUCCAGUUUGGGCAUCGAAGCAGAUGGAUCCAUUCCAGUUGGGCGAGAACCAACAAAAGAUCACUGACAAUGGAGAAAGCUGUGUGGCCAUGGAACGUCGUAAUGUCAAGGGCGUCCCGGGUGCCUUUCAGAUUCUCAAUGUCUUUUCCAAGGAGGAGACCCAACGAAUGGUGGACAAAUUUGAAGAAUUGGGAUUCACCGAGGACGCUGCCGUGUCACUCCCGAGAUCCGUCCGUCACAAUUCCAAUCUCAACUGGAUUGCGGAUGACAGGACCUUGGAAAUCAUUUGGGAUCGUUGCAAAGACUUCUUUUCUGACGACAAUGACGAGGGCGGAGUCAACAAUGAUAAGAAACCACUGGGCUUGAAUGGCAAGUUUCGAGUUUAUCGUUAUGAACCCAAUGACUUUUUCAAGAUCCACACGGAUGGUUCCUGGCCAGGAAGUCGUGUCGUUAAUGGCAAGAUGGUGGUCAACUCGUUUGUUGAUCGAUGGAGCAUGUACAGCUUCUUGGUCUUUCUCUCGCAAGACUUUGAAGGCGGCGAGACCGAGUUUCUAGUCAACAAAUUCAAUCUGGCCUUGCCUGCACGUAACAUGCAGGAGGCCGAGACCAUCGGCAUUCGAACCCCCGUGGGAGGUGUCUUGUGCUUUCCUCACGGUGAACAUCCCCUGCAUUGCCUUCAUGCCUCUGCCACCAUUACCAAGGGAGUCAAGUACAUUAUUCGUUCCGAUGUGCUCUUUGAACUGUAGUUUAUUCUCAAUCGUCUUGAUACUCUAGCUAGAUAGUUCGCGGCAUAACCAGGCUAAAGCUGAUCGGUUCCAGUG